AUGGAGGGAUUAAAUGGGACAGUGUUCCCUGAAAAGCGGUGGUCUGAGCAACAUAAGUGGCUGCUGGUCGCUGUGCUGGGUGUAGAGGUGGUGAUGGGAGUUGUAGGAAACAGUCUCGUUCUGAUCGUCAAAGUUAUGUGCAGGGGUCAGUUCUGCUCCCGUUACUGGUUUCCAUUCAUCAGUCUCACCAUGUCAGAUUUAGGUUGUUCACUUCUCAUUACGUCUGGCUCCAUGAUGGCUGCUCUGACAGAAGGUCAGAGGUCCCCAUGGUGUGAAGUUGUCAGCCUGCUGAAGUUUGCCUUCAUCACCUCAUCCAUUGGCAGCAUAGCUAUUCUCAGUGUGGAACGUCUCAUUGGCAUGCCAUCCAAAAGAGGUGCUCUGUUUGGUGCCAUGGCAGCUGCCUGUUUAAUUUCUUGGGUAACGGGGGUGGUGUUCGGGAGCAUCCCUGUCAUUUUUAACUGGGUCAAGUAUGAUCCUGCAGAAAUGCUGUGUGCUGUUUUCUGGGAAAGUAGCUACUCAGACAUGAUGACGUACAUCCUCUGUGCUUUUUCCAUCUGCAUCUUCCUUCCUGUCCUCCUCAUGCUUGUCUGCUCUGUAAGGAACGCUGCCAGCUUCUUCUCCAGCAACAGGCACACCAGUGAUGAAGAAGGAGAUCUGUCCGAGGUGGCCCCUCUGUUAGUGGCGUGUUAUAUGAUCUGCUACAGUCCUUUUUUUAUGUCUGAGCUGAUCCUGCUGGGUAGGAUGGACAUGACUCCGGCCCCAGACUGGUUAAGGACGCUGUCCUCAAUGAUGUCAUAUCUGGACUGCUGUUUAAACCCUCUAAUCUACUGUUCCCAUCAGAAUUUCCGUGAGGCUGGUCUGGCUCUCCUGUGGACCAGAAAACCAAGGAACCUAGAGUUAGAGCCUGUUCUCACUGCUAUAACUAUAACUGACCUGAGCAUGUGA
Molecule: messenger RNA, 945 nt
Organism: Girardinichthys multiradiatus
Lineage: Eukaryota; Metazoa; Chordata; Actinopteri; Cyprinodontiformes; Goodeidae
Product: beta-1 adrenergic receptor
Exons: 7
Coding region: 1-945 (314 amino acids)
Biological process (GO): G protein-coupled receptor signaling pathway
Cellular component (GO): membrane
Molecular function (GO): G protein-coupled receptor activity
Source: RefSeq, a predicted model, not a curated record